UUCAGGCUGCUGGGAGAGUUCCAGGAGCAGCGCCAGUGUGAGGCUGCCCAAGCUCGGAGUGGUGCAAAGGUGGUGCUGUCUGGCGCUGCCACCUGCGGGAUCCCUGCUCAUUGCUGAGCCCCUGGUGGUUCACCUCCGAUUGCUCCUUGACCUCCACUUCCGUCGGAAGCCACAGGGAAGACACCUGGACACUGCAGGAGUCAGGAGAUGGAGCCCGUGACCUUUGAGGAUGUGGCCAUGAAUUUCACCCAGGAGGAGUGGGCUCUGCUGGAUCCUUCCCAAAAGCAGCUCUACAGAGAUGUGAUGCAGGAAACCUCUGGGAACCUGGUCUUUAUAGGAGAAAAAUGGAAAGAACUAAAUGUUGAAGAUGAGUUCAAAAGCCCCAGGAAAAACCUAAGAAGUCAAGUGGUUGAGAGACUCUGUGAAUGCAAAGGAGAUAGUCAGUGUGCGGAAAACCUUAAAUGGACUCCAGAGCAUAUUUUGAAGGAAAAAACUCCUCCAGGAGUAAAACCAUGUGAAAGUCCUGUGUGUGGAGAAGUGACCAUUGGUCAUUCAUCCCUAAAGGUGCCCCUGAGAGGUCCCACUGAACGCGAACCAUGUGAGCAUCAGGAAUAUGGAGAGAGGCCAUAUAAUCAGAAGGAGUGUGAGAAAUCCUUCAGCUAUUCUCAGUGUUUGCAGACUCAUGAAAGGACUCACAGUGGAGAGAGACCCUGUGACAAAAAAUGUGAUGAAGCCUUUAGGUGUUCCAGUCCUGUUGGAAAUCACAAAAGGACUCACACUGGUGAGAAGCCCUAUAAAUGUAAGCAAUGUGGGAAAACCUUUGCUCGUUCUAGUAUCCUUGUAGAGCAUGAAAGAAUUCACACCGGAGAGAAACCAUUUGAGUGUAAGAGUUGCGGCAAAAGAUUUACUCGUUCUAGUUCCCUUUACACACAUGAAAGAAUUCACACUGGAGAGAAACCCUUUGUUUGUAAGCAAUGCAGUAAAGCCUUCUGUGAUCAGAGUUCCCUUCGGUACCAUGAAAGAAUUCACAGGGGAGAGAAGCCAUAUGUAUGUAAGCAAUGUGGGAAAGCCUUUGCUUGUUCUGGUACCUUUCGAAAACAUGAAAGAAUUCACAAAGAAGGAAAACCCUACAAAUGUCUGCACUGUGUGAAAGCCUUCCGUUCUGACAGUGCCUUUCGAAAACAUAAGAGAGUGCAUACCGGAGAGAAACUCUAUGUAUGUCCGCAUUGUGGUAAAGGCUUUGUUUAUUCCAUUUCUUUUAAGUACCAUGUAAAGACACACAAUCGAGAGAGAGAAAAGAAACCCUAUGAAUGCAAGCAGUGUGGUAAAACGUUCUAUAGUGCCAGUUACCUGAAAGAACAUGAGAACAUUCACAGUGGAAAGAAACCUUUUGAAUGUAAGCAGUGUGGUAAAGCCUUCCAUAAUUCCACUUCCUUCCGAAGACAUAACAAAUUGCACACUGGAGAAAAGCCACAUGUAUGUGAGCAAUGUGGGAAAACCUUUGCUUUUUCUAGUUCCUUUCGGAGACAUAACAAAGUUCACACUGGAGAAAAACCACAUGUAUGUGAGCAGUGUGGGAGAGCCUUUGCUUGUUCUGGUUCCCUUCGGAGACAUAACAAAGUUCACACUGGAGAAAAACCACAUGUAUGUGAGCAGUGUGGGAGAGCCUUUGCUUGUUCUGGUUCCCUUCAGAGACAUAAAAGAACUCACACAGGAGAGAAACCCUAUAGAUGUAUGCACUGUGGAAAAGCCUUCAGUUCUGACAGUGCCUUUCGGAGACAUAAAAGAGCUCACACAGGAGAGAAACCCUAUAGAUGUAUGCACUGUGGAAAAGCCUUCAGUUCUGACAGUGCCUUUCGGAGACAUAAAAGAGCUCACACAGGAGAGAAACCCUAUAGAUGUAUGCACUGUGGAAAAGCCUUCCGUUCUGACAGUGCCUUUAGAAGACAUAAAAGAGUGCAUACUGAAGAGAAACCAUAUUUUGACAGCAUUGCAGCAGAGCCUUCAUUUAUCCCUCUUCAUUUAAAUACCACGUAAGAGAAACCUUAUGUAUAUGAGCAAUGUGGGAAAACCUUCCUUAUUUUGAAUUAUUUUAUAGCACAUGAACAAGCUCACAGGGGCAAAUCCUAUGUGUGUAAGCAGUGUGAGAAAAUCUUGUUUCUCAGUUCCCUUCAAAUACAUGAAAAGAUUAUACACUGGAGAGAGACCCUACGUUUUUGAGCAGUGUGGGAAAGCAUUCCGUUGUUCCAUUGCCCUGAGAACCCAUAAAAAAACGCACAGUGCAGCGAACCUGUACGAACUCAAGCAGUGUGGUAAAGCAUUUGGUGAUCCCAGUUCCCCGAAAACAUGAAAAAAAUUUACAGUGGAGAGAAACCCUAUGCAUAAAAGUCUCCAUUUGGCUCACACAUGUGGAUGCACACUGAAUCAAACCUUGUCAUUGUGAAGAAAAAAAAUAAAACCCAAGAAAGUUAUUAGUUGAAACACAUUUUCGAUUAAUGAAAAAUUGUCAUGUAGUGCAAUCUUAUGAGUAAUAUGAAGAACUCGAUGCAAAGUAAUUUGUGUAAAAUACUCCAGAAAAUACGCAAUCUGAAGGAAAUACUACAAGUUAUGAUAAAGAUUGUGUUUAUCAGGGGCUCAUUCUUGUUGUGGGGGAGUAAUGGGAGUUGCAUCCAAGGGCACUAUACUACUGAGCUACAUCCCCAGCCCUUUUUCAGGCAAUAUAGAGGGUGGAGCAUCAUACUCCUUACAACCCCACCUACAACUGCUGAGAAUAUUUUGAACUCCAAUGGAAAGAGUUCUUUAAAUUUUCAUCAAGAUUUAAAAAUUUUUUUAAAAAUUCUUUUUCUCUGUUUAAUUAUUACCUUGAUGGUACAUGGACAUUUAUACAGUUUAAAAUUUUUCUUCUAGUAUUUUUGAAGCCAGUUUUUUUUUUCAUGGAUUAGGUUUUUUGUUAAACAGGAUGCUUGAUUAGUAUAUUUUAGUAUUGUUUUGUAUUUAUUUUUAAUUUUGAAAGUUUUUACUUUACAUAUUUUUUUCUUCUACCUGUUUCCCUUGAUUCUCUUCUGCUAGCAGCCAAUCUCUAUUCUCUUUCACGCUUCCUUUAAUUUUUUACUUCUCUCCUCCCUCAUAAUCUCACAUCCUAUCAUUUCUGUUUUCUCUGUCCACCAUUUGAAAGUAUAAACCCUUUUGCAAGCUGGUUGUUAUUAUUGUAGGCAAUAACUGAUCAUAUAAUUUCUGUUUAUUAUGAUAAUUUGUAGACAUCAUAGUAGAAAUAUUUGGUUUAAUGCUAUAUAUUGUUUGUAUUGGUUAUUGUUAAUUAUUUGUCUACCCUUUGAGGUAUGUUAAACCUUCAGAGACACUAUAAGUCCACAGAUAGAAACUCUGCUGCCUCAGAUCCAUAUUGUUAGAUGGGUAGACAUACAAACAACAUGAAAAAUCAUCACCUCAAGCAAACUAAGAUACUUCAAUAACAGAAUCCAUUGACACCACAGUGGAAGAAAUGUUAGAGGAGUGAAUAUCAGAGAAAAUACAGAAAGUAAAAGGUCACUUCAAUAGAGAGGGGCAGAGAUUGGGGGGGGAGAACUCUUUGAAAUGAAAGAAUCAAUAAACCAAAUUAAACAUUCAAUGGAAAGCAUCACCAAUAGACGAGAUCACUUGGAAGACAAAACCUCAGGCAAUGAAGACAAAAUAUAUAACCUUAAAAAUAAAGUCAACCAUAGUGAGAAGAUGUUAAAAUAUAAACAGAACUUUCAAGAACUAUGGGUUAACAUGAGAAGACUGAACUUAAAAAUUUUUCUUAUCAGGAUAGAUGAAGACGUGGAGAUACAAAUCAAAGGAAUGCACAAUCUCUUCAAUGAAAUAACAGAAAAUUUCCCAAACCUAAAGAAUGAAAUGGAAAAUCAAAUACAAGAGGCAUACAGGAUCCCAAAUGCACAAAAUUACAACAGACCCAUACCAAGGCACAUUAUAAUGGAAAUGCCUAACAUACAGAAUAAAGAUAGAAUUUUAAAGCUGAAAGAGAAAACUAUAAGAUUACUUAUAGGAGGAAACCAAUUUAGAUCUCAGGUGAUUUCUCAACCCAGAUCCUCAAAGCUAGGAGUUCCUGGAAUAACAUACCAAACUCAAAGAAAAUGGGUGCCAACCAAGAACCCAAAUCCAGCAAAAUUAAGCUUCAGAUUUGAAGAUGAAAUAAAAACUUUCCAUGAUAAACAAAAGAAAAGGAAUUUGAAACUAGAAAGCCUGCACUA
Ictidomys tridecemlineatus (thirteen-lined ground squirrel) is the source of this 4247-nucleotide messenger RNA. Lineage: Eukaryota; Metazoa; Chordata; Mammalia; Rodentia; Sciuridae. The record is from RefSeq and is a predicted model, not a curated record.